CUGCAACUGCAACCACAGCUCUGACCUCUCCUCUACGGCUCUACCAGACUCCAAAAGUCCCAAGUCCCAGCAUCCCUCCCCCGUGGCGUUGGCGUGCCCCGUCCCCUCGUCCCCGUCUCGGUCUCAAAAGCCUCGCACACCAGUGCACCACCACCACGGGCCACGGCACCAUCUCCAGACUCCCGAGGGGACCAUCACCGCCGCCUGCCCUUCCUUCUCCCACCUGCACCGCCGCCUCCAAUUCCCGCCCGCCCCACUGCCAUUGUGCGCCCCCGGAAUGGCGUCACGCGGAGGAGAUCCGGUAAACCAACUCUAGCUGAAGUGACGAGUGGCAGCAUUGUUCAACCGUGCGGCUUCUGCUUGGCUGACGGUUUUCAUCAAAGCGAUUCUCAUAGAAGCUGGCUGAAAAGCUGGGCGUUUGGCAGUCCGCAACAACUUCUGGUGGCCAGAAGCUGAAAAAAAUAAAACAAACAGGGCCAUAGGUCUAAGGCCCGGUCGUGGUUGUGGUCGUUUCUCACAUGGGUUACGGUGCCGCUGUGUAUGGUUGGGGUAGAGGUUCAGGGGUUUUCUGACCUGUGUGAGGAGGUCUUCUUAAUAUAAUGUCCGGGGCUUGUCUUACCCCGCAGGAAUUGUGAUGGAUCCAGAAAAACAAAAUGAAAUGAGCUUGAUGGACAAGAGACAACUAGUAUACGAAGUUGCAAGAUGGCCGCAAGGUGCCGUGGAGAUUCUUAAGUGCUGGACUCGAAGGGAACUUCUUGAGCUUAUCUGUGUUGAGUUGGGCAAAGAGAGGAAGUAUACCAAUGUCCCAAAAGCUAAGAUGAUCGCUUAUCUCUUGAAAUUAGUUUCACGAAAGAGUGGAAAGAAUGGGCAACUCAAGGAUGAUAAUGCAAAUGUUAUGUUAUUAGAGCAGGAUAACAAAGAUGAAACACAAAUGAAGGAAUCUGAGGAACAAGAACAAUCACGACCACUCAAAACUGCAAACUCUGACUCAUCAAUACGUAGAGAGGCUCAUGCCUGUUGUUCAGUGGUGUGCAGCAAUGUUGCAUGCCAAGCCACACGGAAUGCAGGAGAUAAUUAUUGCAAACGUUGCUCUUGCUGCAUUUGCAAUAAAUAUGAUGAUAACAAAGACCCUAGCUUGUGGUUGGUUUGCAGCUCUGAUAAUCCAUACAGUGGUUGUUCAUGUGGUGUCUCUUGUCACCUAAACUGUGCUCUAAAGAAUAAAAAGGCUGGCAUUGUCAAUAAUGGCUGCAACAAGUUAGACUGUAGUUUCUACUGUGUUAGCUGUGGGAAAAUCAACUGGCUAAUGAGGAGUUUGCAGAAACAACUUGCAAUUGCUAGGGAGGCAAGAAGAGUUGAUGUGCUUUGUGAGAGGCUGUCAUUGAGCCAUAAAAUGGUAAAAGGAUCUGAACGUUAUAAGGAAAUAACGAGCAUAAUCAGCUCAGCUGCGAAAACACUUGAAAAAGAAGUUGGUGGUGCAUUAGAUCAGGUUUCUGCGAUCACGGGGCGUGGCAUUGUUAACCGGCUUACUUGUGGUGCUGAAGUUCAGAAGCUUUGUUCAAGUGCAUUAGAAAUUGUAGACUCUACAGUGGAUAGCAUCUUGGAGUUCGAGUCAAAUAAUAGUCCAAAACUCUUAGGUCCCCAGCCCCAAAUCCUUUUUGAUGAAAUCACUCCAUUUUCUGUGGUAAUUGUGUUGAACUAUCAGGAUAGCAUCGGUAAGGAGCAGGUUGAUGGUUCCAAAGUUUGGCACCGAAGUGCCAAGGUUUGCAACUAUUCAUCGGAGCCCACAUGCCACAUAUUGAGGCCAAAUACUAGGAGCCUGGUUUCUGGUCUGAGCCCUUCAACUGAAUACUUCUUCAAGGUUUUGCCUUUUAGCAGCGUACAGGGGUUUACUGAGUGGGAGGCAAAAUGCAGUACACGCAGCCUGGACCAUGGCAGCAGCCAGUGCUCAACUCAGAACUCUGAGAGCAUGUGCCUCAAAGUGGAUCCAAUGCAGCAUCAGAAAAAGGAUUUGAAUGUGCAGAAUCAUCAGAGAACUAUUCAAUAUGAUUCACCUAAGGGGUCUACAAAUUCAAGUGAGAACAAUUUAUUGUGUGACCGGUAUUCCAAGCGGGCUAAGGUUGCAAGGCUAGAUGGUGCAAGUGACAAUGAUGAAAGCCAGUUGCCGCCAACUUCUGAAGUUUUACCGUUUGCAAGCUCCAACUACUCUCCUUCCGAAGCUCCAAGUAAACCUGACUUGCUUAUUGGCACCCCAGAUUCGGCAUCCAAGAACUAUGUGGAGCAGCAGUACGAGUACUGUGUGAAGGUGGUCAGAUGGUUGGAGCAUGAAGGGCACAUGGACAAUGACUUCCGUGUGAAGUUCCUCACUUGGUUCAGUCUGAAGGCAACAGCGCAGGACAGGCGAAUCGUUGGCGCCUUAGUAGAUGUUCUUAUCGGUGAUCCUGCAAGCUUGGUUGCCCAACUGGUUGAUGCAUUCAAGGAUAUCAUCUACACCAAGGAGAAGCCCUUUCAAACACAACAGAAGGAUGCACGCUGCAAGAUUUGGCACUAGAAACCUUCAUAACUGCUCUGUGUCGCUGUGUGACAUCAUUUUUCUGGUAAUUUUCUGGCGACUGAAUGAUGAACUACUGAAGUUAUAUCACCUAGCAGAUUGCGUGCGGAUUCUGUUGAGAUGGAUAUUGUGCACUCUCUUAAAGGUUAUAAGAUGCUGUAGAUGCUUCAUUUGGCAUUCAGGUCCAUCAGAUCUCUCAUUUGUUCAUUCAAAUUCAGUCGGUAGGCAGACUAUUAAUCCAUGAAGACAAUCAUGGUGGAACCAUGUGCUGGUAAUCAUGAAUCGGUUCUGAGUUUAGGUUUCGACUAGUAAGUAGUUGAAGCUUGUUAGCAGACAAGCAACUGUAUUCAUAUGUGGAAUGCUAUGGUGGAUCUGCAAGCUAACUAUUGUGAAUUCAUAUCAUGACUUAAGAGAUGUUUAUUAUUAUUAGUUGACUUAUUUUUUUU
Molecule: messenger RNA, 2994 nt
Organism: Zea mays
Lineage: Eukaryota; Viridiplantae; Streptophyta; Magnoliopsida; Poales; Poaceae
Exons: 6
Coding region: 635-2548 (637 amino acids)
Biological process (GO): epigenetic regulation of gene expression; vernalization response
Source: RefSeq, a predicted model, not a curated record